AUAACGCAACCCGACCCGACCAAAUGUGAUACCAGACGUCCCGUGAACAUUAAUUUUGUUAUUUUUUCCAGCACUGUUAUGUAGACACACCGCUGUGUACAGGAGCGUUUCACGAAUCUCCGAUCCAAACACAAACCUCAGUUCGGAUAUGCUGGUGACGCGUUAGUCAGUCAUGACGUCGCCAAAUCGAUUCGAGUCGUUGUCUCCAUUCGAGUCGUUGUCUCCGUUCGGGUUCUCCGACGAGGAAGAUCUGCGGUUGUGCGUUAUUAAAGGUUUAGACGAGCACUUUUUAAAUUCGAUAACCGAUUACGACACCGAAGAACUGGAAAAAGUCUUAAACGAGAAAUAUGUCGUCGAAAAAGAUCAAGAGAUGACUUUGCUUAUCGAAGCUUCUCUGAGGGGACGUACAAAAAUCGUGAAGUACAUGUUGGAACAGCUGUGCAAUGUCAAUUUGGAUGCUCAGGGAAAGGUUUUUCAUUUUGAUUCGAUAGUCGAUGGAGCUACAGCACUUUGGUGCGCGGCUGGUUCUGGACAUUUAGAUAUAGUCCAAGUUCUGCUUGGUUGUGGGGCAACUGUUGACCUUUGUACUAAAACAAAAUCCACUCCUUUACGAGCGGCUUGUUAUAUAGGAAGAGAAGAUAUUGUUGAAUGUUUGAUUCAAUAUAGGGCUGAUGUCAAUAGAACCAAUAUAUUUAAUAGCACAUGUCUUAUGAUAGCUUCAUACAAAGGCCAUGAAAAAGUCGUAAAACAUUUAUUGCUAAAUGGAGCUGAUGUUAAUAAACAAACCAACUGUGGUGCAACAGCCAUGCAUUUUGCUGCUCAAGCUAAUAAUAUUAAAGUUAUACAACUACUCUUAAACUCUAAUGCUUGGCAAAUGAAAAAUCAUCAUUCCUUAACUCCUAUUUUGGUUGCUGCUGAAAGAACACAUUAUGAACUCGUAAAAUAUCUCCUCAGUGUAUUACAUUUGACUCGUAAAGAGCGUAUUGAAGUUGAAGAAUUGCUAGGUGCUUCAUUUUUGAAUGACAAAGACAGUUAUGAUAAUAAUCUAGGAUUUGCUCUUCUCAAACAUUCAAUGGAAAUGCGAUUUGAUGGUGAUCCAAUAAUACCUAAAGAUGUUUAUAAAAAAGUAGAUGCUUACAACAAUCAAGUGGAAUGUCAAAAUUUAGAAGAUUUAAUGAAAAUAAAACUCAAUAACUCAGCUUUACAUUAUGAAUCAUUGAUUAUUAGAGAAAGGAUUUUGGGAGUACAAAAUCCAGAUAUAUUGCAAUCAAUAAUAUAUCGUGGAGCUGUUUAUGCAGAUUCACAAAAUUUUUCACCUUGUUUAAAACUUUGGAAUCAUGCCAUGAAAAUAGCUCAAAGAAAUCACUUAGGUAUCAGGAAAGAUCUUUUACGGUUUACUCAGGUAUUUUGUCAAAUGAUUAAAGUCAAUAUUAAUAUCAGACUAUCAGAUUUAAUUGACAUAUUGCAAGUAGCAAUUAAAGAAUUUAAAAUUAAUCAAAAAAAAUUAAUUGGAGAUCUUUCAGUUGAUGAUAGGGAAGUUAUAGAGAGAGAAUAUUUUUCAAAUAUAUAUUCAACACUUGGUUUAAUUAUUAUAACCAGUAAUGCAUUAGAACAUACUGAUAAUGUAAAUGAUCCGCUAAAAGGAGAUUUAAUGAAAAUGAUAGUAGAAAUAAAUAGACUUGAUCUUAGAACAAGUUCUAACCAAACAUUACUUCACUUAUGUUUAGAUUAUGAUACUAAUGUGGAUAAUAUUUUCACCACUGGAAUAUGUUGUUUUCCAAAUUAUCAUACUAUGAAGUUAUUAAUUUAUUGUGGAGCAGACAUUAACGCAAUUGACAAUAAUAAUAAUACACCACUUCAUUAUAUUGGUAAAUUCAUAGAAGAUUUUCCUCAUAUACCUCAUGAAAGUGAUUAUUUGGAUUCAAAAAAGAUGGUAAUUGAACUAUUAAAUGCUGGUGCUCAUACAGAUUUUGUAAACAAAUGUGGAGUAUGCCCUCAUACUGGUUAUCUAAAAACUUUAUUUAAUUUAACAAAUAACACACCAAGAAGUUUGAAGUGUCUAUCUGCUAUAGUACUUAAGAACAAUACUCCAAGAGAAUUUUACAUCAAUCAAUUACCAAAAACAUUGAAUUUAUUUACUAGUUUACAUUAAGUUCCAAAAUAUUAUUUUAAUGUGUAUUACUAAAAAUUGAAUA
Sipha flava (yellow sugarcane aphid) is the source of this 2195-nucleotide messenger RNA. RefSeq names its product protein fem-1 homolog B (gene Fem-1). Gene Ontology annotation, molecular function: protein binding. Bases 173 to 2152 code for a protein of 659 amino acids. NCBI's taxonomy places the organism in Eukaryota, Metazoa, Arthropoda, Insecta, Hemiptera, Aphididae. The record is from RefSeq and is a predicted model, not a curated record. The transcript is spliced from 12 exons.